Molecule: messenger RNA, 5399 nt
Organism: Folsomia candida
Lineage: Eukaryota; Metazoa; Arthropoda; Collembola; Entomobryomorpha; Isotomidae
Exons: 8
Coding region: 1161-2912 (583 amino acids)
Biological process (GO): G protein-coupled receptor signaling pathway
Cellular component (GO): membrane
Molecular function (GO): G protein-coupled receptor activity
Source: RefSeq, a predicted model, not a curated record
GUCGCAGCGUCGGUUCUUCUUCACCUUCUUCUUUCCGGUAUCACUCUGCCCUCGUCAAAUUUCUGGGAAUUUCCUCUCUCAUAAAUAAGUGCAGAAAUAUAAAAUAAAAUAAAAUAAAAUUCCACCCUGGAGGAGUUCUGAUUUUUUUUCGUUUCCUGAAAAUAUCUUGGCGUGCAUGUAACAAGUAGACCAUAAUUUUAGCACGUAAUUGAAUCUCUCCUCCCGAAAAAGCUGGUUGAAUAGAGUGUCAUCACUAAAUUUGAUUUCGUCUCAAUUAAGCCCCCGACUCAUUGUACGGGGUGACUGACUGACAGCGUUUCAAGUGGAGGCAGGCAUACACACACCCCAUGCCGAGGAGGAAAAUUAUGACGUGACAGUCGUCUCAAAUUUCGGCAUACUUUUUUUCUUCUCCAGUGUCAAAGUGUGGGUGGUGGUGACGAAUUUGCGUGAAAAGUGUGACGCUGGACUGGAUUUUUACGUAAAGAUGUGAUGUUAAAGAGCUUUAAAAGAGAGAAAAAAAUACACACUGAGGACGAGCUCAUCGACUCUGUUUUAAGACUGUGACCGUGCCAAAUACCCAGAGACCAGGGGCAACCCCUGGUGGCGGAGAGAAGCCCAACCUUAAAGUGAAAGUCUUUAGCAAGAAACCAUCCAAUUUUCGAGUGAUACUCCAAUUUGUAAACUGUCACUUUCUCCAUUCUCUCUCUCGUCGUCGGUGUGGUGCAAUUAAUCCUGAGAAAAUUACGUGUGUGUCACCCACCAGCAGACUAAACCAAGGUUGAAAAAAUGAUGGAGAAAGUAAAGUUGCACAAUUUUUAACCUUUUGGGUCCCCUCCCAAAGAAAAACGUGCCCCGUGGAGAGUUUAGUUAAUUGUUUAUUGUGUGCUGCGGGACUGGAUCAGAUUCCGAUUUAGAUUAGAGGAGAGACAUUCUGGGAACAAAGUGGUUUUGCAGAGUGCCCGCUUUUCCCCACGUUUUGAAUGAUGAUCACAUCUCCUUCCUCCGAUGAGACGUUUUUCGCAACACGAAAGAGAGCAGACUGACUGAGAUAAAUUGGUCCUUGAUAAAGUGCUGGGUCGCAGUUUUGGAGUUGGUUCUCCGGUGGUGAAAGUGGAAGCGAAACCGAGCCGACUUUUCGGAGGAAAGAGAUUUUUGGGAAAAUGCUGCAUCUCAUCCUUGGAUCUUUGGGCACACUGAUGAGCUUCUUUGGCAUCUUCACCAAUCUCUACGUCCUCGUGGUGCUUCUCCGGAAUAAAAAGGCGCGCACGAGUAACGAAUGGAUCCUGCUUCACCUCUCGUCCUGCGGCUUGACGGCGAGUUUGACGAAUCUCCUGUGUAUCGGGCCCUCCGUCUUUUUGGAAAAGUGGAUCACGGCGAGCGGGUCGUCGAUGGUCUCGGUCGGCUGCGAUGUCACUGGUGCGGCAACCCUCUCACUCCAACUGCUCAUCGUGUGGAGCAUUUGUGCCUUAAGUGCCGACCGAUGUGCAGCAAUCGUGAGUCCGCUCCGUUACACGCAGGUGAUCACGAGGCGAAAAAUCGCCGCAUUUUUCCUCUCCGUUUGGAUCAUCACGAUUUCCGUCGUCCUCGUCUCGUUCUUCAUCAAACCCGCAGAACUCCAACGACACCAAUCUGGAACAAUUACUACGGAAGUAGCGGGCGUGACGACUUUGGGGGGUCGUGGCAUCCCACACAUCGUCCCAGUCUGGGACCACCGCCAAACUCUAGGACCAGGGGAUGAAGCUUCUGUGACCCCCUACUUCCCCACCACCACGAUCGUAGACUUAGAUAACCCUCGGUCAACGGAGGAAGAUAACGACGACGUCUUAUCCAACACUGCAACGAUGGGGUACAUUUCCACGCUUCACGACGUCACGACGGACCACCUUCUCCUCCAACAACAGCAACCGCAGCAACAGAACGCUAGCCAACUUUAUGCCCAAGGUCCAUUCCAGUAUCGCCCCCUGAUUGGCGUCUGUCUACCGAAAUUGUCAUCGAUUUCUGUCCUGGGAGCGUUGUGGGUGUCGGGCUGGAUAAUUUUGAUUCUUAUCGCGCCCAUGGUGACCAUUUUGAUUUGCGACUUUACCGUGUUGUCCAUCGCGCGCAGACAGCGGCACCGCAUUAUCAUGGCGCUCUACCAGAUUACGGCCGUGACGCAGGUGACCGUGACGGGCAGUAAGGGAGCCCCCUUACCCGGGCUUUGGCUGAAUAGGUCCGUCCCGGCGAGGUCAAGGGCGUGUAGGGCGGUCUGGGAGGAUAUGAUGACACUCCUCGUCCUCCAUGUUCCACUCAUACUCAUUUUUAUACUGGAGAGCACGCUGGAUUCUCACUCGGCCCCUUUUCAGAUUGACACCGUCGCCUCGUUGAGUCUCUUUUUGACGCCGAGCUUGACGGGAAUCUUGUACGGGAUCCGAGCCAGACCGCUGCGCACCGCGUACAAGAGCUACUUAAGGAAACGACUCACUAAUUCGACCCUCCAGCAUGAGAUACAGCAACGUCUUUCUCCCGUGGACGGAUCGCCCCGACUUUCCGGGUCCAGACUGAAGAGCUUCCGAUCCUCUUCCCCGUCGCCCAACUCUUCCCCAACAAUGACGCCGCAACGUCGCCAGUCGACGAACGACCUGCGCCCGCCCCCCUUCCCUUUGGCGAUGAGCAUCUCCCCCUCGCACGGCCACCUCGGCAACCAUCACCACCACCACGCCGGCACGCUCGGCAACCAGUUGAACGGGGGGAAGCGGAAGGUCAGGUCGUUCCUCCAUUUGCCGUCGCAGGUGGACAUGCAAGAAUUUUGGAGCGGGAUGCGACGCCCGAAUAGAAGUCCGACGAUCGUAAUUACGCACGAGAUCCGGUUAAAGGACAGUUCGAGCUCCUUGUGCUCGCAACUUCCGUCUCCAGCGGCGGAACAAAGACUGUAAAAAAAUCAAAAUUCCCCACCACCACCACAAAAAAAACUUGUGAUAUAUUGACAAAUGGUCCGUUCUUGUCCUUCUUCUACUCAGUGUUUGACGUGUGUUCAGUUAAGAAAUAUUUAGUAAUCAAGUUCGUUUCAAAUUUCCCAGGAUUAAAAAAAACUGGUUAAAGGCAGGUUCAGAAUCGUUAAAUCCAUGAUUUUGGUGGUGGUUGUACCGCUCCCUCCAGUCAAUGACACCUUGCCUGCCCCCAUAACUGGGGGGGAGGAUUUAGCAUUUUCAUUUUCACAUUGCGGACGAAGAUUCGAUCUGAAUGCAUAUUCAAUGAUUCUGAAUCCGGCUUUAACUUGUCGCGUGUCUGCUGUGUGAUUAUGGAUGAGCACGUGUGGAGUACGUACAUAUUUAUUUAGAAAUUUAAGAUUUAUGUAUUAAAGUUAAAUCAGGACAAGAUGAGUGAUUUACAUAUUUACUAUUUACUAUUUACCACUGGAAACGAGGGGGACUGCCACCGCUUAUUUAUACAUAGCGAAUUGUUGGACUUCCGAACCAACAUUCCAGUUUUUAGGGAGAAAAAGGCGAGUCAUUUUUUACUACUCUGCUUUCACUCUAAUCAGAAAUCCUGAAGAGGAGAAUAUUUCCACAGUGAAUUUACUUGCUUAUUAAUUUAGCCCUAAAUAUAUGCCGCACGUGUCAAUUUUUUAAUCAAAAAUUUUCAAAAGGUAGUUUUAAAGGAGAUUUUUAACAGAUAAGUUACACAUUUUUUGUAUAGAAUUUUAGAAUCUUGGUAAAUUUUAUGGACAAGAAAGAAAAAAUAAGGAAUCUCUAUCUUGUACAAAGUUGUGUAAAUCUUGACCUUUUCAUUCAUGCUCCAAUUUCACCCACAUCCAAUUUUCUGUCACAAUUUAAGUAAUUCGAACUCCCAAUUUCCAUUUAGUUGAAGCGAAAUGGAAAUCAAACCCUAUUUUCGUGUUGCUUAUGCAAGAAACAUGGAUCGCUUAAAGUUACCAUCUGCACGAAUUAUACAAGCCAAAGUAGUUACGUAACCGGCACAAAGAGAAGAACCAAAAGCUAUCUAUAUAUAGUUUUUAUUUAAUUAGGAUAAUCACGUGAUACGAUAUAAUUAAUUGUGUAAAGUAAUUUAGGGGGGUCAAGGGAUCAUAUCCUUCCUGUAUCAAUUAUAACAAGGGACAAAGGUCACACCAGGGGUCAAAAUAGUCAUCAAAUCGAUCACCUGCUUUAUGUACGACUAAAUAUUAACUUAAAUACAUAAAUAGAUAGGGCACAACAGGGUAGUAUUUUUACACUUGGCCACCUUUUCCUCUGCCGUAAAGUAUAAGAAACCAAAUCUUUUAUUCCACCUGCAUUUCAUAAAAUUUCCACCUAAAUAUCUUAACUAAAUGUAAGCAUGUGUACUAACCUAUGAAAAUUUACCAUGCGAAAAUUGGCAUAUUUUUUGCAGAAGAAUUUUGCACAAUUUUUUUGCCCAAAUUUUUCUGCAGAGUGUAAAUUUUUUCCCGAGUUCUGGAGGAUUUUGCUGGACCGAAAAAAAACGGAGGUCGAUUUUCACAGGGGAAACGUGUCUAUCACUAAAUCAGUCAUUUUAUUCUUCUAUUUUUGUGAUGAAAUUCUAAGUCGUGAGGGGAUGAAAAAAAAAUGCAAAAUGUGAUGUACUACAAUACCUGAGAUACUUGUAAAACAGUCCAGUCCACAAAAAUAUAUUGCUAAUUGUUACCAUUAACGAAAUGAAAACUAUAAGUCAAUCAAUCAAAACCUGUAUUCGAUGCAACGUAAAUUAAAUUUAGAGUAAUCGUGUACCUUAUUAAUUAAUUAAUAGGUUAUCUUAAUAAUGAUAACAAAUGUUACCUUAUCGAAUCUCUAUACACAUAGUGUGUGACUUAAGCAUGAAAAUUUACAACGUGUCGAAAAUUUUUCAAUUUUUCUGCACAAUUCACCAGAGCUCCAGAAAUUUCUGCAUAAUUCUUCAUAAAAAUUCUUCAGAAAAAUUGUCCAGAAUUGUAAGAGUUUAGUCUGCAGAAAAAUUUACCAAUUUUCGACUGGCAGAUUUUCAUGCAAUAAUAUUGGCGAAAUCUUUUAUGUGCUUACCGCUGAUGAACCUGACGUCACUUUGACCUCGUAAUUUUUCUGUGAAACUGACAUCGAGAUGGAUGACAUGCGAAGACAAAAUUCCUCCCUCACUCAUGACCCCCCGUUAUCACUUGUAGAGUAAAAUAAUAAUAUAACACAUUGUCAAUAUUUAACUCAUCCACACUUUAAAAAAAUAAAUGUAUGUAUUCCUUACUUAUGUAACUCUGUGUAAUAUAAAAUACUUAUCGUCUCAUUGUUUCUCUUUUAAGGUACGAGUGUAUUUAUGUAAGUUAAGUAUAUGAAUAUUACGUGGGAGUAAAUAUUCGUAAAAUUUGUUCUCUUCUAUGUAAUACAUAAACAAAAGCGACGUGAAUAAUAAUAAAAAAACAAAACAAUUUUCUCAUCUGA